AUGGCGGCGGAUGGGAGGAUGCCGGAGAGGGAGAAGAAGCAGGUGGCGAUGGACGGGCGGAAGGAUGGGGUGGCGCGGGAGGUCAUCCGGAUGGAGCGGGAGGCCGUCAUCCCCAUCCUCAAGCCCAAGCUCGUCAUGCGCCUCGCAUACCUCAUAGAGCAUGAGGCUGAUCGAAAUGAGUUCCUGAAGCUGUGCAAGAAGGUGGAGUACACCAUCCGGGCCUGGUACCUCCUCCAGUUCGAAGACCUCAUGCAACUGUACUCACUGUUUGAUCCUGUUUCUGGUGAGAAGAGGUUAGAGCAACAGAACCUGACAUCAGAGGAAAUUGAGACCCUUGAAUUCAAUUUCAUGACAUAUCUUUUUCAGGUGAUGGAAAAGAGCAACUUCAAGUUGUUAUCAGAUGAAGAGUUCGAUAUUGCGCAAUCUGGAAAAUAUUUGUUGAAUCUUCCAAUCAAAGUUGAUGAAUCUAAGCUAGACAAGAAGUUGUUGACGAAAUAUUUUAAAGAGCACCCACAUGACAAUCUAGCAGAAUUUUCAGACAAGUAUAUCAUCUUUCGUCGGGGGAUUGGAAUUGAUCGAACAACUGACUACUUUUUCAUUGAGAAAGUAGAUGUAAUGAUAUCCCGAGCUUGGAGGUCAUUGCUCAGGGUUACCAGGAUUGACCGAUUGUUUUCUAAGAAACAACAUUUGAAGCCAAAGAAUGAUACGAAGAAGACUGAUGAAAUUAAUGAAGAUGAAGAAGAUCCAGAAUUGUUUGUUGAGAGAAUUCGAUUAGAAAAAAUUGAAUUAAGUUUGAAAAAUCUGAUGAGUAAGAUGACAAUUCAAGAACCUACAUUCGAUAGGAUGAUUGUGGUGUACAGGAGGGCUGGUACAAAGACUAAGCCUGAUCGAGGAAUAUUUGUAAAGCACUUCAAGAAUAUCCCAAUGGCUGACAUGGAAAUUGUUCUUCCAGAGAAGAAAAAUCCGUCACUAACACCAAUGGAUUGGGUCAAGUUUCUCAUUUCUGCUGUUAUCGGUUUGGUCACUCUAGUUGGCUCUCUUGAAAUGCCAAAGGCUGAUGUAUGGGUUGUAAUAGCAAUCUUGUCUGGUGUGAUUGGAUACUGUGCUAAGAUAUACUUCACAUUUCAACAAAAUAUGACAAUUUAUCAGAAUUUGAUUACAAAAUCAAUGUAUGACAAACAGCUUGAUAGUGGGAAAGGAACUCUCCUUCACUUAUGUGAUGACGUGAUACAGCAAGAAGUUAAAGAGGUCAUAAUUUGUUACUACAUUUUAAUGGAGCAGGGAAAAGCCACUAUACAAGAUCUUGAUUUACGCUGUGAAGAGCUUAUAAAAGAAGAGUUUGGCGCAGAGUGCAAUUUUGAUGUUCAUGAUGCUAUAAAGAAGUUAGAGAAGCUUAGCAUUGUUCAUCGGCGCCACGGCAGUCGCAACUCGCGACCGACAGCUGUCGGUGGGACUGGCAUGUGGGCAAAGGUGGGGCAGGCUCUGAAGCGGAAGCCAACAGCAUGGGUGGGGCAGGCUGGUUGGCAGCGGCGCGUCCUGCAGCGCCAACAGCCCAACACGCACAAUGGCAGUUCACCAUAUGCACCAGUAAGGCUUUUCCUUUUAUCGCAGGACUCGAUUGGAAGGAUCUUGUGUGUUCCGUUGAAGCGUGCGAACGAGAUCAUUGGUACAACGACUGAAGAACUGGUGAUGCGAGCGCAACAGAGCCCUGCUUCGUAG
Miscanthus lutarioriparius is the source of this 1719-nucleotide messenger RNA. The record is from the annotation of a GenBank genome assembly. Lineage: Eukaryota; Viridiplantae; Streptophyta; Magnoliopsida; Poales; Poaceae.